AUGUCCCUUCGGUUUGCUCGCUUUUUGUCCACCACGCCCACGCUCCGGGCCAACUACGGCUUCAUCGGCCUUGGCCAGAUGGGCCAGCACAUGGCAAGACACAUAUAUGCGAAAAUGGAGCCUCUGGAUAAGUUGUAUGUUUUCGACACGGUGCCCGAGGCCACGGCUUCGUUUGUGGACACGGUCACUCAGCAGAAACCAGAGGCCAAGAGUCAACUCCACACAUUGGACGCCAUUCCAAAAUUCGUCACCGACGUGGACGCUCAGUUGGACUUUAUCGUGCUGAUGGUGCCUGAGGGAAAGCACGUCAAGGGAGUGGUAAGCGAGCUCGUGGACGCUUAUAAGAAGAACCCUCAGACGGGACUGACGACGUUCUUGGACUCGUCUACCAUUGACAUCCCUACCUCGGUUGAGGUGCACCAGAUGGUGAAGAAGGAGCUCCCUGAGUUUGAUUUCAUCGACACCCCAGUAUCUGGAGGUGUUGCUGGCGCCAGAAAGGGAACUUUGUCGUUCAUGCUUUCUCGUGAAGACCACAAGGACGUAGCUCCUGAUUUGGUCAAGUUGUUGAACAUGAUGGGCACCAACAUCUUUCCCUGUGGGAAGAACCACGGUGCAGGUUUGGCUGCAAAAUUGUCCAACAACUACUUGUUGGCCGUGACCAACUUGGCUGUGGCUGACUCGUUUCAAUUGGCCAAGUCCUUUGGCUUGAACUUGCAGCACUACGCCAAGCUCGUUUCGGUUUCUACUGGUAAGUCGUGGGCUUCUGUUGACAACUGCCCAAUCCCUGGAGUGUACCCUGAGAACAACUUGCCUGCUGAUGUGGGCUACAAGGGCGGUUUCAUUACCAAGUUGACAAAGAAGGACUUGGUUUUGGCUACUGACUGCGCCAACCAGUACGACCGUGCGUUGUUUUUGGGCCCCACGGCAAGAAAGUGGUACUUGAAGGCUUGUGAGCGUGAAGACUUGGGUUCUCGUGACUUGGGUGUGUUGUACGAAUGGCUUGGGGAGCUUGAGGAGAAGAACGGCGAGUAUGUCGACAAGAAGACCUCUGAGAGCUUCAAGGUCUGA
Candidozyma auris is the source of this 1068-nucleotide messenger RNA. RefSeq names its product Hpd1p (gene HPD1). The record is from RefSeq and is a predicted model, not a curated record. Gene Ontology annotation, biological process: L-valine catabolic process. The transcript has a single exon. Gene Ontology annotation, molecular function: NAD binding; 3-hydroxyisobutyrate dehydrogenase activity; NADP binding. Gene Ontology annotation, cellular component: mitochondrion. The coding region runs from base 1 to 1068 and encodes 355 amino acids. NCBI's taxonomy places the organism in Eukaryota, Fungi, Ascomycota, Pichiomycetes, Serinales, Metschnikowiaceae.